Messenger RNA from Archocentrus centrarchus (flier cichlid), 6531 nucleotides. Its product is annotated as serine/threonine-protein phosphatase 6 regulatory subunit 2-like. Lineage: Eukaryota; Metazoa; Chordata; Actinopteri; Cichliformes; Cichlidae. Gene Ontology annotation, cellular component: cytosol; nucleus. The coding region runs from base 367 to 3132 and encodes 921 amino acids. Gene Ontology annotation, molecular function: protein phosphatase regulator activity; protein phosphatase binding. The transcript is spliced from 25 exons. The record is from RefSeq and is a predicted model, not a curated record.
AUUUUGAUUUCGAAACCUGACUAUUUUUUCUUUUUUUUUCAUUUGGUCCUUGACUCCUGAAUAAUAAUUUACACCGUGUCAACACAGCUCCCCAGCAGGACUAGCCACUGAGUUACACGGCUGUGUAAAUGACAUUGCAACCGGGAAAGGGUAGUAUCGUUAAGCUAACAGCGCAGCCCCGCAUAGACUGCAAUGGGCCUCCGGGUGACCUGACAGCCAAAGUCGCCGAGUUGCCGUUCAGCAUGCAGAUGUAGACAGAUAAAGUAAUGGCUCAAAGGUCACGCAGGCAAAUGGCUCUUUAGCAAGAUCCAACUAAGUAUACAUCUCCUUGUCCAAAUCAGAGUGUAUGUUACGGUGACGUCAGCCAUGUUUUGGAAGUUUGAUUUACACACAUCUUCUCAUCUGGAGGCUUUACUGGACAAGGAGGAUGUCACCCUCACUGAGCUCAUGGAUGAGGAGGAUGUGCUGCAGGAGUGCAAGGCCCAAAACAGGAGGCUUCUCAUGUUCUUGUGCCAGGACCAGAGCAUGCAGGAGCUGGUUCGAUUGAUAACCACAGAGCCUCCUACUGGUGUAGAGGAGACAAAGCGCUUCAAGUAUCCAAAUAUAGCAUGUGAGCUGCUGACAAGUGAUGUGGGAGUGAUCAAUGAUAAGCUGGGUAAUGAGGAGCCACUGCUGGAUAGUUUGUAUGCCUUCCUGGAGCAGCCAUCCCCACUUAACCCCCUCCUGGCAUCUUUCUUUAGCAAAACAAUUGGGAACCUCAUCACACGGAAGACUGAACAGGUGAUUAGUUUCCUGCAAAAGAAGGAUGGAUUCCUUUCCUUGGUCCUGAAGCAUAUUGACACAUCUGCCAUGAUGGAUGUGCUUCUACGCCUUAUCAGCUGUGUGGAGCCACCACCGCUACGACUUGAAACUCUAACUUGGCUCAAUGAACAGAAACUGGCCCAGAGGCUCAUAGAGCUCAUUCACCCUGAGAGAGAUGAUGAGAGGCAGUCCAAUGCAUCGCAGACUUUGUGCGACAUCAUUCGUCUGAGCAGAGACCAGGCCAGUCAGCUCCAAGAGAUUUCACAGCCUGACCCACUGCUGGCUGUGCUUGAAUCACAGGAGUGUGUGGAGCAGCUAUUGCAGAAUAUGUUCUCAGGAGAGAGAACUGAGAGCUGUAUUGUCAACGGGAUUCAGGUUCUUCUGACUUUACUGGAAAUCAGGAGGCCUGUGGUGGAUGGUGUAAUGGAUGCUCAGGGAUUUGAGAGAAGCUACACUGUUAACAGCAGUAUUUUGUUGGCCAUCCAGCCACACCUGAUACACUUCCACCAGCUACUUCUGGAGCCGCCCAAGCGAGAGCCUAUGCUGACCACUUUGGGUGUGCUAGAGGAACCACUGGGGAAUACACGUUUGCACGUAGCAAGACUAGUGGCCUCUCUGCUUUACACCAGCUCUGCUAGCCACGCAGUCGUAGCACAAGAACUCUGCAGACUCAAUACACUGAACCUCCUUCUGGACUUGUUCUUCAAGUACACCUGGAAUAACUUUCUGCAUCUCCAAGUGGAGCUUUGCGUUGCUGCUAUUGUCCGGCCCUGUGCCCAUGAAAUGAGACUUCAGCCUGGCUUGGGUACCCAGGAAAAAUUCAAGCCUAAUCAAGAUACAUCACAAGAGCAGGAUUUGACUGAGACCCCGACUUCUGAACCAUCAGACACAUCUGAAAACUCUGCACAUAACUUAAUGGUGACUCAUUUGUUUCAGCACUGCCACCUUGUCCAGAGGAUUCUGGAGGCUUGGGAAGAAAAUGAUAAAAUUCAGUCAGAUGGUGGUAUGAGACGAGGUUACAUGGGGCAUCUGACCAGGAUUGCCAACACAGUGGUUCACAAUCUGGAGAAAGGCCCGGUUCACACCCAGAUCAGUAGCCUCAUCGCCGAGCUGCCAGAAGACUACAGAGGGCGGUGGGAAACCUUUGUGGACCAAACACUAUCUGAGACUAACAGGAAGAACACCAUAGACUUGGUUGGCACUGGAAACCCUCGUCCUUCCUCAGAGGAUGAUAUGGAGAGUCCCUUCCCCAAAGAACUGACAGUACAGCAGGCCUUUUCAGACUACCAGAUCCAGCAGAUGACAGCUAACUUUGUGGAUCAGUUUGGCUUCAAUGAUGAGGAGUUCACUGAUCAUGAUGACAGCAUUGGGGCAACCUUUGAUCGGAUAGCAGAGAUUAAUAUCAAUAUUGAUGCUGGCCAUGACAGUGCUAACACAGCUGUGUUUGAGGCUUGUUCCAAAGAGAGGAUUCAGCCCUUUGAUGAUGAGGAGGAGGACAUCUGGGAGGAGAAGGAGAUUAACUAUGCAACACAAGUCAAGUCCCGUAACAGGUUUGGUGGGUCACAGUCCUCCCAAAGCCAAGCAUCCAGUAAGAGCUGUGACAUGACAGCAGCUUCUGAGAGCUCCAGCAGAACAGCAGACUCAGACUCUGAUGACGGUGAAGACCCUAAAGAUGAGCUGGACCCUUUUGCAAGUCAGGACCAGACUGAGGCAACUACGAGUGCAGGCUGGGUAGCAGAUUUUGGAGAGGUAAAUUCAAAGGCUCCUGCAGCAGGCGCGGGCUUCUCAACUUGGGACGCUCCAGUUUCUCAACCAGCUGCAACAGAGGCUGAGGAGAAGGGAUGGGCCAAGUUCACUGACUUCCAGCCUUUCUGUUGCAGCUCUGAAACAGGCCCAAGAUGCAGCUCUCCUGUGGACUCAGAGCUCAGUGGAUCAGACAUCCCCAAACCAAACCAAAACCCGUGUGUAUGGAGUGUUUGCGUGGCAAGAAAAGCACCACUAGUGGCAUCAGACAGCUCCUCCUCCAGCAGUUCUGAUAGCGAUGAGGAAGAAGGCAAGACACAGUCUACAUCCAGUGAGACGGUCACCACAGAGACCAUCACCACAGGUGCUGGCAAGGAGACCAUCCGGCUCACCGUUGACGCCAAAAAUGAGAGGGCAGUCUUCACCAGUGAUAUGCCAGCAGAAGGGCUCACUUAUGAGAAAGAAAGUGACAAAGGUGAAAAAGGAAAGAAACAUGGAAACAGUUCCAGCCCAGUUACCACUGAUUCAGCUAAUCCGUCAGCUGCUGUCACACAAGAGAUGCAGUCCUCCGCUAAUGGACCGGCCUAACGGAAGUGGUACAGGAACACACUUCGUACCUGAUCAUUCAACACACAGCCACGCCACCUUUGCUUCCUGUUAGCAGUCCUUUAAUGCCCUUGUUUUUGUCUGAAAGACAUGUAAGUGAAUGGAAGAUCCUUAGUGCAGAGCUCAAACCGUAUUUAUAAUGGAUACCAGAAAUCUCCACAUGGGUACUAUUUUUUUUUUUUUUUUUUUCUGGGUACUAUUGAUGUCUGUAAUGCGCCUUCAUCAUUGCAAAUGAACCACUUCAAAAAGAAAUGUGUGUUUUAUAAAACAUUUCAUUGUGCCAGGCACCCCAAAGCCAAACUGUGCUACAUACGAACUUUUUCAGGAUGAAUUUUCUUCCCAUUAAACUUGGAAAUGUAAACCCCUUUAUCAGUUUGGAUGUGCAGAGAUUCCAGCUGCACUUUAAUGUUAAGAAAACACCCACGUCUGAAAUUUGACAUUUUAUUAAAUUGAACAUCAGGAUUUCAGAAUAUUUGAGUCUGUCUGCUGUCUGGGUAUGAAUACAGCCCAGUGGAUUUUUCUAGGAGAGCAAGAAAUCUUCAUAUACUCAGCAAAGAUUACAAACGCCAAGAUGCUUGCAAAGCUAGCUAGCCGCCAUUUUGUCUUUAGCACUUCAGUCUUUGUGCCAGGCAGACGUCAUUAUUGCAAAUAUGUGACUUUAUCUGAUCAUUUCUCAGUUAAGUAAGUUUUUAUCUACUUGGAUCACAUGACACUUAAAUGCUCUCUAUUUGUUAGUUUGGAGCAACUGAUUUGGGAGACUCGUGUAUCACUUCCUCCUGACAGAUUCAAGUAGUUUAGAGGUGUGUGUAUGUGUGUGCUGUUGUGUCCAUGUGUAUAGACGUGUGUGCCGGCGUGUGUGUUUGAGCUCUGUCUGAGGUACAGAGUGCAUUCUCAGGUCAAAGGAGAGGUAUGUUGAUGCAAAGAAAGCACACCUGUGUAACACACAUGCAGACACACAGUGCCAUACACACAUGUGCACACAACCAUAUCUACAUGCAAAAAAAAAAAGACAGCGCACAUACAAGGUCAUACCACCCUCAGAGCUGUUUAAAUGUAAUAUUGUGAAAUUUGAACCUGUAUUAGGUUGUGGCUAUUCUUGGUAAUCUGUAAACGUAAAAUAAAUGUAAACAGUAUAUAUAUAAACAUCAUAUCUAUUUUUGGAAUAAAUCCAGUGUAUGGAAAGACGGUUGUUUUGCAGAUUGCAACGUGUGUAUCGUAUGUGUGUUGUACUGUCAAAAUGAGGCAAUAAUGAUGUCUGUGUUUUGGUUAAUAGGCCAGCAUCAGUUCUUGUUUCUUUGCUACAUGCUUCCCACGUGGCAGUUUAACAGUGCACAUGCUGUGAAUACGAGUUGGUUGUCUGCAUUAUGUCUUCCAUAUUGUUUACUUUGAGGAUAAUUCAUGUUAAUGGCAACUUGGGCCUUAUCCUCAUUUAUCAGUUUUGAACUCUUUUCACAUAAUUUGAAUAGUCAAAUUAUGGGAAGAAAAUAAUAGCGAACGAUAAAAUAAUCCCUAAACUGCCGAUUUUUGACCUUUUUAUCAUAUCGUUUGUGUACACAUAUUAGAGCAAUAAUAAAUCAACAGAAGCAUAUUAGGCUCUGAUUUUUUUUAUAAAUCAACACUGUCUAAUUUAAAUGACUGGUUAGACAAAAAGCUAAGAGUUUUUGUGUAAAGGGAAUAUUAGGUUUAUAUUCAUUGUUAUUCAUCAAAACACACUGUGCUGUAAGAAAUGCGCUGAAUGCAUUUCCUUUUACUGUACGGCGUUUACAAUGCAGAUUCAUUUUUAGAUAUUUGAAAUCCUCAUUGCUUGCAUUGUUAGCAGUCUUGUUCUUCCUGUUGAUCGGUGUAGUGUAGUGUCUGCAGCCUCUGGCAGGAAUGUGUAACGUUACUCACAUUCCUGCAUGUGUAUAAGAAAUGGACAGACAGAGGAAAAGGUGCAACAGGACUGCUUGAGGCCAAGAACUCCAGAGGAAAACUUGAAAAUAAUGAAAUUCAACAUUAGUUGCAUUGCCACCAUCAGCACUCAUUUGGGUUGCAUGUCAUUAAGUUGGCUGUCUCAUCUUUCCCGCUCCAUCAAAUUUGAACUUGUUAUAAACUGUUAACUGCUUUAAUCGAGUCUAAUCAUAAUCAGAUUGUAUUAAACAAUACAAUACGUAAGAAAAUAUGACCCAAGUUGUGACAUACCUGAAUUAUCCUUUUAAAUCUGUGUGUGCCAGUCAUGCUUUACUUUCAUCUUUCUCCUCGUCUCUCUCUUUCUCAGGGCAGGAGUCGACUUUAAUUGCAUUUAUGCCUAAGGAAAGAUUCUCUGAGAUUGUUGUAAUUAUUUUAAAUGCACUUUUUCAACAAGCACUUUUGUUUUGUUUUUUUAAUUUGGUGGCACUAAGUGCCCCUAUGUAAUUCCCUCCCUCAGAGUGGCGGGAAUGUUUGGCUUGAACGAGUCAUGUAGGAUAUUUUUUUUCUUCAAUGCUUUUUGCCAAAGUGUGUCUUCCCACCAGUGUACAACUGGGUUUCAUAUCUGUGAAGUAGCCUCCGUUCUUGCAGUGGUCUUACAGGUCUAGAUUUGUCUAAAGCACCCUUUGUUUGAUCCCUUGCUCUUUUUGCUUUUCUUUUGUGAAUCAUGUGAUGGAGUAAUUAGCUGUAGGAGAGGAUGCCACAAGUCGAAGAAAGACUUUGAAGAUUCGUCUUAGAUCACAGGCCCCUCUCCCCUCCCUUUUUUUUUUUUUUUUUACUUUUAUCUGUUCAGCGCUUUGAGCUGUUUGAAGUGGAACUGCACAGAGCUAGCACUGCUUCAUUGUCAGGGUUAAAAGAGAAAAAUAGGGUUGUCUUUGUCAGGGUUGUGCACGUGGUCAGAAUAUGUCAUCCCAUCUGUCACCAAACCUAAGCAGUGCUUUUGACUGAUGCCGUGUGUGUGUGUCCCUUCAUUUUGAGAGUGUUUUGUGUGCAGUAUAGCUACGGGUAUGUUGUCAUGUUAUGCAUAAUGGUACAUCACAUUCAUCUCUUAGUGCCAUUAAGUUUGCACAUUAGCCUUGUUCACCUCUUUGGGUAUCUGCUGUAUUGUACAGUGUGUGCCCAAAACUUUAUUUGAGAAAUAAUGGGUGUUAAGUUGUUACUUAGCAGUUGCUUGUUACUUACACUGAGACCAUUUCAAAGGAAAACUUUUCUCACAUUAUCUUAUUAUUAUAUUUGGACACAUGUGUGCAGAUGUGUGGGGGAGUGGUGGGAAAAACAGGCGUGUGGUUAAAUGCCUUUUUUGUAAAGCGGACUGAUGCUGGGGUUUUUUUUUUUUGUUUUUUUUGUUUUUCAUUUAGAGUAAUGUGUCUGUUACCUGUUGUCAGUUUAGCUUGUACAUUCAGAUAUGAACCUAAUAAAUAUGUCAAAGAUAAA